GAAACUCUCGAAAAUCUUGGUUUCUGCCUUUCUCGCGGGCACGGCCGACGACAGGGGCGCCGAUACCGCGGGAAGCGACGAUGGAUGAAGAACGAGACGGCGAAAGCUGUUCUCCCGGCGGCGAAGAAGCUAACGGGAGAAUCGAACAGCAAAACGGAAACAAUACAGUACUCGAAGAGGCUACAGAGACGGCGGCGGAGUCGAGCCCCGGCGAACACGAUUACACAUACUGGCCUUCGGUUAGGUUCAACGUUCCUCCAAAUAGAAACUACCAUUUCUCUGCACAGUUCAGAGAUUCUGCUUACUCCAACAACUUCCACAAAGGCGUUAAAUGGUCUCCGGACGGCUCGUGCUUUCUUUCAAGUUCAGAGGACAAUAAGCUGCGGCUGUUUUCCCUUCCAGAUUAUUACGAUGGCUGUGACCCAUCUGCCUAUUCUGUAGCUCCUGGUACAGAUUCUUAUGGUGCAAGCGUUGUUGUGGAUGAGGGGGAGCCCAUUUACGAUUUCUGUUGGUAUCCCUAUAUGAGUUCUUCAGACCCUGCUAGCUGUGUCUUUGCGACUACUACCCGUGAUCAUCCGAUUCAUCUAUGGGAUGCUACUUCUAGCACGUUGCGUUGCACAUACCGUGCUUAUGAUGCUGUGGAUGAAAUCACUGCUGCCAUUUCAGUUGCUUUUAAUUCUGAUGGAACUAAGAUAUUCGCUGGAUAUAACAAAUGUAUCAGAGUUUUUAAUGUGCAUCGGCCUGGUAGAGAUUUUAAACAGUAUUCAACCCUCAAAGGAAACAAGGAAGGACAAACAGGGAUAAUAUCUGCCAUUGCAUUUUCGCCAUCUCAUACUGGGAUGCUGGCCACUGGUUCAUUCAGUCAGACCACUGCUAUUUACAGAGAAGACAAUAUGGAACUGUUGUAUUUACUUCAUGGACAAGAAGGUGGAAUUACACAUGUGCAAUUUUCAAAAGAUGGAAACUAUCUAUACUCUGGAGGCCGGAAGGACCCGUAUAUCAUGUGCUGGGAUGUAAGGAAGGCUGUUGAAGUUGUUUAUAAGCUGUACCGGUCUGCAGCGCAAACCAAUCAGCGGAUAUAUUUCGACAUUGAACCACAUGGCAGACAUCUUGCCACCGGUGGUGAGGAUGGUUUGGUUCACAUCUAUGAUCUACAAACUGGGCAGUGGAUAUCUGGUUUUCAGGCUGCCUCAGACACAGUAAACGGCUUCUCUUUCCAUCCAUUCCUGCCUAUGGCCGUCUCUUCUUCUGGCCACCGAAGGUUUCAAGCCCCCGAUGAAGAAGAUAACAACUUCCACCUGAGCGGUAUUCUUAAUUCGCGAACCAGGCAACCGCCGGCCCCGCCUCCGGUCAAAGAUGACACCUCCUAUGACCUGCCCCGGUUGCCGGACGACAUCAUCCUCACGAAUAUACUCAGCCUUUUGGACAUCAGGUUGUUGGCCCGGUUCGCCCUCCUGGCCAAGCCGUUUCGCGACUGCCCGAAGCUAGGCCAGCGGCUCGACUUCGGGCAACCCGUCUUCGAGCAACUGGUUCGCGAGGGGCUCUAUGUUUCGACCGUGGGCCGAAUCAUUGAGGAGCACAAAGGGCCGAAGAUCCGGUCGCUGAAGCUUCGGUUCGACCCAGACAAUAAUGAAGAACACUGGGCCAUGGUUGCAGAUUGGAUCAUUAAGGUGGCCCAGAAGGGGAUCGAGGAGCUCGAUUUUGACUUCUAUCAGGGCAAUCAGGCGUUCUUGCUGUCGGACGAUAUCUUCAAAAUCGAGACGCUGCAGAUCCUUCGAUUAUCGUACUGCGACUUCGUUCUACCGGAUUUGGAGACUAAAUUUGCAGUCACGGGGUUACCGUGCCUUCGCAUACUUUCUUUCAAGAAAAUGAGCUUGCAGGACCUUACCGUCAUCGAGGCUCUAUUGGAAUCUUGUCUCCAAUUGGAGACUCUUGAGCUUCUAUACUGCUGCUUCCCAACGUACUUCAGGAUAGCUGCCGGGCAUCUGAAAAGGUUCAAAGAGUGCAAACUCGUAACAUGUAUGGAGAUCAUGGAGGUAACCAUCGAAGCACCAAGCCUAACAACACUGCACUAUUUUGGGCCGAUGGUAAUCUUCAGAUACAAGGAUUUCGAUAAGCUGACUGAUUGCAUUCUCAACUUCAAGCCCCAAAGGUUCGGUUUUUUCCAUUAUGAAUCAUGGUCCAUUUUCGUUAUAAAAUAG
Messenger RNA from Linum tenue, 2201 nucleotides. NCBI's taxonomy places the organism in Eukaryota, Viridiplantae, Streptophyta, Magnoliopsida, Malpighiales, Linaceae. The record is from the annotation of a GenBank genome assembly.